Lycium ferocissimum is the source of this 449-nucleotide messenger RNA. RefSeq names its product small ribosomal subunit protein eS28-like. The transcript has 3 exons. The coding region runs from base 43 to 240 and encodes 65 amino acids. The record is from RefSeq and is a predicted model, not a curated record. Gene Ontology annotation, biological process: ribosomal small subunit assembly; maturation of SSU-rRNA; translation. Gene Ontology annotation, molecular function: structural constituent of ribosome. Gene Ontology annotation, cellular component: cytosolic small ribosomal subunit; ribosome. NCBI's taxonomy places the organism in Eukaryota, Viridiplantae, Streptophyta, Magnoliopsida, Solanales, Solanaceae.
CCCCCAGCGAAUUCAGCUUCGAUUUUGACGCAAUAAAAAAUAAUGGAAUCUGCAACCAAGCACGCCAUUGUGGUGAAAGUGAUGGGUCGUACCGGAUCCAGAGGACAGGUGACUCAGGUCAGAGUCAAGUUUCUUGAUGACCAGAACAGGUUUAUCAUGAGAAACGUCAAGGGACCAGUCAGAGAGGGAGAUGUUCUAACACUGCUCGAGUCCGAGAGGGAAGCCAGGAGGUUGCGUUGAGCAAUUAAUUGUGGAGAUGGUUUUGUUUACCUUGAUACUGUGAUGACUAUUGUUUAGUUUUCUCCAAUAUUAAAUGCUUGGUUUUAUUUUCAUGACUAGUGUGUACUAGCAUAUAUUUAGAUUGGUUUGGUGAUGCUUUUAACCAUGAGGCUUGAGUAAUUUUCUGUCUAUUGCAAGUUAUUAUGGGAAAAUGUUGUGAUUGCUGUCUA